Messenger RNA from Talpa occidentalis (Iberian mole), 2542 nucleotides. Its product is annotated as ropporin-1. The record is from RefSeq and is a predicted model, not a curated record. Gene Ontology annotation, molecular function: carbohydrate derivative binding; monosaccharide binding; glucose-6-phosphate isomerase activity. The coding region runs from base 213 to 2312 and encodes 699 amino acids. Gene Ontology annotation, cellular component: cytosol. NCBI's taxonomy places the organism in Eukaryota, Metazoa, Chordata, Mammalia, Eulipotyphla, Talpidae. Gene Ontology annotation, biological process: glucose 6-phosphate metabolic process; glycolytic process; gluconeogenesis. The transcript is spliced from 5 exons.
GCGCCAACAAAGCCGGGUCCCGCCCCUGCUCUCCCGGACCUUGCGGCUGAGACCCGCGCCGCCCGUUCCCGCCCAGGUUCCGCUGCUUUCCCCCUGCCGAGGGCGCGAGGCGCUGGAGCUCUCCCUGCACCUCCCGCCUGAGACCAGGCACGAGGUGUCGCCCGGUGCCAGACAGCCCGUUUGGGAGCGAACCUCUCAGGUCAACCCAAUCAAUGCCUCAGACAGAUAAGCAAAUAUGCAUCCCCCCGGAGUUGCCGGAAUUGCUGAAGCAAUUUACCAAAGCCGCCAUUCGGACCCAGCCACAAGAUCUCAUCCAAUGGGCUGCGGAUUAUUUUGGAGCUAUGUCCCGGGGAGAGAUCCCUCCAGUGAGAGAGCGGUCUGAGCGUGUCACUUUGUCUAACUGGGCAGAACUUACACCUGAGCUGUUAAAGAUCCUGCAUUCUCGGGUUGCUGGCCGGCUGAUCAUCAAUGCAGAUGAGUUGGCCCAGAUGUGGAAGGUGCUGAGUCUCCCAACAGAUCUGUUUAAUAGUGUGAUGAAGGUGGGCCGCUUCACGGAGGAGAUUGAGUGGCUCAAGUUUUUAGCCCUUGCUUGCAGCUCUCUUGGAGUUCUCACGUCCCGGUCCAUGCACCCAACCAGUCUCGCCAAAGCCCUGCUCUCUCAGGAUCAGCAGUUCCAGAAGUUGCAGGAGUGGCACCGCAAGAACCGCUCAAAUCUCAACUUGCGCCACCUUUUCGAAGGGGACAAGGAACGCUUCAACCGCUUCAGCCUGACCCUCAACACCAACCAUGGGCAGAUUCUGCUGGAUUACUCCAAGAACCUUGUGACGGAGAAUGUAAUGCAGAUGCUGGUGAACCUGGCCAAGUCCAGGGGUGUGGAGGCUGCCCGGGAUCGUAUGUUCAGUGGGGAGAAGAUUAACGUCACUGAAGACCGGGCAGUGCUGCACGUGGCCCUGCGGAACCGGUCAAACACACCCAUUCUGGUGGAUGGCAAGGAUGUGAUGCCAGAAGUUAACAGGGUCCUGGAGAAGAUGAAGUCUUUCUGCCAGCGCGUCCGCAGUGGUGCCUGGAAGGGGUACUCAGGCAAGGCCAUCACGGACAUCAUCAAUAUCGGCAUCGGCGGCUCUGACCUGGGCCCCCUCAUGGUGACAGAAGCCCUCAAGCCGUACUCUUCAGGAGGUCCCCAGGUCUGGUUUGUCUCUAACAUCGAUGGGACGCACAUUGCCAAAACCCUAGCUGUACUGAACCCUGAGACCUCUCUGUUCAUCAUCGCCUCCAAAACCUUUACCACCCAGGAGACCAUCACAAAUGCAGAGACUGCCAAGGAAUGGUUUCUUCUGUCGGCCAGGGAUCCUUCUGCAGUUUCGAAGCACUUUGUUGCCCUGUCUACCAACGCGACUAAAGUGAAGGAGUUUGGAAUUGAUCCACAAAACAUGUUUGAGUUCUGGGAUUGGGUAGGAGGCCGCUACUCGCUGUGGUCAGCCAUUGGACUCUCCAUUGCCCUGCAUGUGGGGUUUGACAACUUCGAGCAGCUGCUCUCAGGGGCUCACUGGAUGGACAAUCAUUUCCGCAGAACACCCCUAGAGAAGAAUGCCCCUGUCUUGCUGGCUCUGCUGGGUGUCUGGUACAUCAACUGCUUUGGGUGUGAGACGCAGGCCAUACUGCCCUAUGACCAGUACAUGCACCGCUUUGCUGCCUACUUCCAGCAGGGUGACAUGGAGUCCAAUGGGAAGUCUAUCACCAAGUCUGGCACCCGUGUAGACCACCAGACGGGCCCCAUUGUGUGGGGGGAGCCAGGGACAAAUGGCCAGCAUGCCUUCUACCAGCUCAUCCACCAAGGCACCAGGAUGAUACCCUGUGACUUCCUCAUCCCGGUCCAGACCCAGCACCCGAUAAGGAACGGUUUGCAUCACAAGAUCCUCCUUGCUAACUUCUUGGCCCAGACUGAGGCCCUGAUGAGGGGGAAAGCAAUGGAUGAGAUCAGGAAGGAGAUGCAGGCUGCAGGAAAGAAUCCUGAUGACUUUGAGAAGCUGUUGCCACACAAAGUGUUUGAAGGAAAUCGCCCAACCAACUCUAUUGUGUUCACCAAGCUCACGCCAUUCAUUCUGGGAGCCUUGAUUGCCAUGUAUGAGCACAAGAUCUUCGUACAGGGUGUCAUCUGGGACAUCAACAGCUUUGACCAAUGGGGAGUGGAGCUGGGAAAGCAGCUGGCUAAGAAAAUUGAGCCUGAGCUUGAUGGCAGCAGCCCAGUGACCUCUCAUGAUUCCUCCACCAAUGGGCUAAUCAACUUCAUCAAGCAGGAGAUCAAGGCCUGAAGCCAAUAAACUUAUGCUCCACUGCAGCCUCUGUUGUAACUGGUCCUUCAUGUCCCUCCUCACCAGAGUCUGGACUGCAGGGUCCUGCCCAGAGAACUGACUGGUUGCUGGCUUAGAUCACAGCCCUUUGGGGGAUGCUGCUCUGCACCCCACCAUGUUCACAGGCCCUCUGUUUUACAAUUAAUUGGAAUGUUCAGUGUAACUGACCUGUAUUCACAUUGUUCCUACAC